Rubroshorea leprosula is the source of this 819-nucleotide messenger RNA. The record is from the annotation of a GenBank genome assembly. NCBI's taxonomy places the organism in Eukaryota, Viridiplantae, Streptophyta, Magnoliopsida, Malvales, Dipterocarpaceae.
GUUUCAAUCAUCUCUAUUGUACAAAAGAAUGGUUUGAAGGCUGAUUCAGUUCUCUUCAAUGCCAUGAUGAAUGUCUUUUCUGAAUCUGGAAAUAUGGAAAAAGCCAUGAAGAUUUUUUAGAAAAUGAAGGAGAGUGGAAGCAAGCCCUCAACCAGUACUUUAAAUAUCCUUAUUAACGAGUAUGCAAAAGUUGAUGGGGCUAUAGAAUCUACAAAGUUAUUAGAGUUAAUGUCGCAGGAGGAAAACAUUCAACCAAAUGAUAGGACAUACAAUCAUCUAGUUAAAGCUUGGUGUAACAGAAAGAACAUAAAAGAGGCAAGGAAUGUGGUAUAUAAAAUGUUGGCAUCUAGUGGUAUCUAUCCUAAUGUUGUCAUGUACAACACAAUAGCAAGAGCAUAUGCGGAGGUUGCAAAGACAUAUAAGGCAGAACAAAUGAUAUUUGAGAUGCAAACUAACAAAGUGGCACCAAAUGAGUGUGCUUGUGGAAUCAUUGUGAGUGGAUAUUCUAAAGAAGGUAAUACGACAGAUGCCUUGAGGUUUGUCUACAGGAUGAAGGAGCUAGGGUUGUAGCCAAAUCAUGUAGUUUUCACCUCUCUAAUCAAAGGAUUUCUAGAUGUAACAGAUAGUGAUGGAGUUGAUGAGGUGAGUUCUAUCCCAUGAUGCUCAUCUAUUGAGAGAUAGCAAAGGUGUAAGGUUCACUCUACUCCUGUUGUUACUCUUCCAUUCUCCUUUCUGGUGCUAGAUGUUCUUAUUUCUGUUAUGGUUCUUCCCUUUUUGUAGCAGCUUACCCCAAGACAUGACUAAACACGAGAAAUUGAC